CUGUCAGGCUCUGUGGUCCACCACCAACAGCCGAAGAGAAGCGACAGAUCGGCGGCACAGGGAGUUACAUGUCUGCAUUUUCAGCACGACGUCCGCCAGUUUGUUGUCUUUGAGGACGACUGGUGGAGACUGAGGCUGCGCAUUAAAGCCAGUGAGGAUUUCCAGUUAAAACCGGGUCACCGGGCUAACUUUUUAGUGCUGUAAAUGCGAUUCAGCCGUCGAGCCAUUUUUGAACUCCAUCGAUCGCGGAUAGUUCUUGUGAAAACACACUCACCGGAAGUGUUGCUGGGAUUAAAAAAAAACAAAACUUGAAGACUCGCACGAUACGUUUCUACGAAGAAAUAUCUUCUCACGGCGGGGCAUUUUUUACUCCGUAACUUUUCCCCCCUCUGAAAAGCGGUGCAAACUGUUCCAGUGACGUACUUAGCGUAAGCUAAUUCCAGCCAGCUAGCUAGGUGCAGCAGUUAGCAUCUUAGCAGUUUGCUCCUGCGGGUGCUUGAGGUAACUUUUGAUGACAAUGUCUUUCGUGCGUUUUACAACAGGUGGACCAUUUGCAAACACAAGGAAUCAUCAGGAACUGUCGUAAAUUUAGAAACUCGGAUCGUUUCAGUCUGCCGUUUGCUGCUACAGGAAAUGCCAUGAGUUGUUAGGCUUUUUAGUUCGUGUUUUAAGGAUAUUUUCCCAUCAUGAUGCAGCAGUGUAACCCCGAAUGACAUGUCGGCUAAUACGAAUUAACACUACAGCUGGAUAAGCUUCAAGCCGUGCCGUUCGAUUUUCCCACUUUUUUGCCGAGGUGAAGAGGAAACCUUGCAGUCUGCCCAGAGGAAUAAUACCAUUGCUUGUGUGAAGUCCGCCCGUCAGUUCAUGCGUCAAAAUGUCGGCCAUCUCUGCAUCCGAGAAAGUGGACGGGUUCACGCGAAAGUCCAUGAGGAAGGCCCAGAGACAGAGGAGAUCCCAAGGCUCUUCUCAGUACCGCACCCACAGCGUUCCGGUGGAGCUUUCACCGCUGCCACAGCUCAAAGAUGCCCCCUCCACAGAGCAGCAGGAACUGUUCUCCCAGAAACUCCAGCAGUGUUGUGUCCUCUUUGACUUCUUCGACUCUGUGACGGACCUGAAGAGCAAGGAGAUAAAGAGGGCGACGCUCAACGAGCUUGUGGACUAUGUUUCUACCAACAGAGGGGUGCUGGUGGAGACCACAUACCCAGAGAUCACUAAUAUGAUCUGCACCAACAUUUUUCGGACCCUUCCGCCAAGUGAAAACCCAGAUUUUGACCCAGAGGAGGAUGAACCCACUCUAGAAGCUGCGUGGCCUCACAUCCAACUGGUCUACGAGUUUCUCCUGCGUUUUCUAGAAAAUCCAGACUUUCAGCCCAGCAUUGCGAAGCGAUACAUUGAUCAGAAAUUUGUCCUGCAGCUCCUGGAGCUGUUUGACAGUGAGGACCCGAGGGAGCGGGACUUCCUGAAGACCAUCCUGCAUCGGAUUUACGGAAAGUUCCUGGGCUUACGAGCCUUCAUCAGAAAGCAGAUCAACAAUAUUUUCUUGCGGUUUAUCUACGAAACCGACCACUUCAACGGAGUCGCUGAGCUGCUUGAAAUCCUGGGCAGUAUCAUCAAUGGUUUUGCGUUACCUCUGAAAGCAGAGCACAAGCAGUUCCUGAUGAAAGUGCUGAUCCCUUUACACACGGCUAAAGGACUGGCCCUCUUCCAUGCUCAGCUGGCCUACUGUGUGGUGCAGUUCCUGGAGAAGGAUCCUACGCUGACUGAGCCGGUGAUCCGUGGGCUGCUGAAGUUUUGGCCUAAAACCUGCAGCCAGAAAGAGGUUAUGUUUCUGGGUGAAAUUGAGGAGAUUCUUGAUGUCAUUGAGCCAACUCAGUUCAGCAAAAUCCAGGAGCCGUUGUUCAAACAGAUCUCUAGAUGCGUGGUCAAUCCGCACUUUCAGGUAGCAGAGCGAGCACUGUACUUCUGGAAUAAUGAAUACAUCCUCAGCCUCAUCGAGGAGAACAUUGACAAAGUCCUUCCCAUCAUGUUCGGUAACCUGUACAGAAUCUCCAAAGAGCACUGGAAUCAGACAAUCGUAGCUCUCGUCUACAAUGUGCUGAAGACGCUGAUGGAGAUGAACUGCACUUUGUUUGAUGAGCUGACGUCCUCGUAUAAAGCGGACAGGCAACGGGAGAAGAAAAAGGAACAGGAGAGGGACGAUCUGUGGAAGAAGCUUGACGAGCUCAGGCUCAGCAAAGCCACUCUGAUCCAGAACAACAGCCACGGGCUCUCAAGUGUCCAGAAUAACAACAACAACAAUAACAACAACAGCAGCAGCAGUAGUAGUAGUAAUAAUGACAACCAGAACAAGAGUGUUGAUACUGCUGCCCACGGCGUCACCACAGACAACAAGGAGCCUGAUGUGAGCGUAUCAGCCAGUGAGAGCAAUCCAUGUGCCAAAUGACACCGGACCUCAGCUCUGUCUUCUGUAACGGUUUGACACCAUGUUCAGGACCGCCAGGAGAGGAUUGAUGGAGACAGGAAAAAAAACAAAUUACACCUCAGCAGUAUGUAUUACAUCUUCUUAGAACGCCAGCAUUUCUUUGGCAGAAAAGAAAUAUAUAUAUAUAUAUAUUUCAACCUAAGACUAUUUUUGGAUGUUACAGUGUGGCUAUAGUAUAUUGUUUAUCUGUCUGAUCAAAGAUUUAUCCUUUCACAUUUAGUUUCUUAACUGAUUUGUUAUAUUCGUUGUAUGAUAUUCGGGGGACGGGGAGAAAAUAAUGAUGACUUGAAUUAAAUGUUUCCAAUCGUGCUGCACUUAGACGAGCUGUAUAGCUAUUUAAAGUCUAUUUUUAAUGUGCUCUCCCCACUAGCUGUCAACUGGGUGUAAAUACCUUUAAGAAGAAGAGAACUUGCAGACUUUGGGAGUAUGUGGGGGCAAAAAAAAAUGGGACCAGACCCAUAGUUAUUAGACAUUUAGUGGUCAUUAAUGUAUAGAAAAGGGCUGUUCGGAGCAGAAGAAGCUAGACGACAGAUCUCUGGUGUCCUUGAUGAACGAGACGUUCACGGCCAAAAAACGUCACCUAAUAAAGGAAAAAUAAUCACAGAGAUGAAUGAAUGGUUAGCGGAGAAUGUGCAGUGGAAUGGUUCAAAUUUAUUAAUGGGUAAAUGUCACAUUUUUGAGAUUAUUCGUUGUGUUUCAGGUGUUGGUAAAUAUUUUUUGUCUGGGGGAAAAACAGGAAGCUUUUUGUUGUGAACACAACACCUCAGUUAAUGAGAUUAUUUACACUAAAGUAUUGAGAGGGAUUCCUAAGGAUGCUAUCUUUUUGUUCUUUUUUUUUUGUUUUUGUUUUUUUUUAGCUUGAUAUGAAUUAAAGCUGCUGUCAUUGACGUCGUCGUUUGGCUAACUUCCUGUCCUUUUGCUGCCAUUGGCAUUCUUCUUUUUCCUCGACCCAAUGACCGUGUUUGAUGGGAGCCUUUAUUCACGGACGAACAGCCAGACGUCAUGAGCAGAGAGGUCUGGCUGUUUGUCAAUACCGCUUUCGGAAAACAAUUUUUUAUCAAAAGUAUUGAUUGACGGCAGUUUUAAAGAAGUAUGACACUGCAGCCUACAUUCACUUAGCUUAGCAUAGCACGAAGACGGGCAACUGCUAGCUUAGCUCAACUGCUUAUCCUCACAAAGAAAUACUCUGGGUUUUGACCCCUUAUAAAAAAAAUAUAAAAAAAUUAACUGUAGUGUUUACUUAAUGGAUUAUGUACAGAAUAAACAAACACAUGUCAUUUUUCCUCCAGUUUUUUUUUCUCCAGUCCGCAUGCUAUGCUAAGCUAACCCAGAGCCUGCAGUAGUUGGCUAGUACUUCAUAUUCUCACCUAUCUAAGCAAAUAUUUUGCCAAACAAUUGAAUGAUUUGGUUGUUUCUAAAAACAAAAACAUGCACCGGAGACCCACAGCACUAUAUUUUUCUAGGUUAUUGAUAAAGCAAAUGUGUUUUUGCAGAUGGAAAAUGAUGCAUAAAUGUGCUUCAGUGUGUAUGUGAUCACUCCCGUCUAUGUAUGUUUGUAGGCUACCCAAAGGGAAACGCCACUCAGUUUGAUAUUUUUAUGGACCGUGUAGUAUUUCCGUGAUCUAGGAAAGUGCAGUCCGUGCUAUAGAAACACCAUUGUUUGACUCUUAAAGCGUGAAAGCGAAAGAUAACCUUUCAUACACUCUGAUUUCGAUGACCACGCCUGAAUUUGUGCAUUUGUAAAAUCAUAACUUUAUCUUCUAUUGAAAAAGUGAUAAGCACCAGAAAAUCCCAUUGAAUUGAAUUCACAGAUAAUGUCUGUCUUUUCACUCUCCUCCACUCCAGACUCCAAUCACUUUUGAUUUUUAUUUCAACUGACUACAAAUGAUCAUAGGACCGACUUGUGUUUUCUUUUUCGAUUGAGCGGUGAUCCCCCACGUGUCUAGUCUUUUGUUCAUAUUUUAGUUCAUAUUUUAGCUCCCUCUGAUGCCUCUGUGUCUGUACAGCAUUCCAGCCUCUGUGACUUUAAGAAAAAGAAAAAAAAAAACAUGUGGAGUCUUCUAAUCACUUAUUUAGGUUUCACCAUUUAAUAAAGUCUAUUUUAUCUUUGUAUUCAAAA
Messenger RNA from Solea senegalensis (Senegalese sole), 4601 nucleotides. It is a transcript of the gene ppp2r5a, whose product is annotated as protein phosphatase 2, regulatory subunit B', alpha isoform. Gene Ontology annotation, molecular function: protein phosphatase activator activity. The transcript has 13 exons. The record is from RefSeq and is a predicted model, not a curated record. Gene Ontology annotation, biological process: signal transduction; protein dephosphorylation. The coding region runs from base 875 to 2443 and encodes 522 amino acids. Lineage: Eukaryota; Metazoa; Chordata; Actinopteri; Pleuronectiformes; Soleidae. Gene Ontology annotation, cellular component: nucleus; cytosol; protein phosphatase type 2A complex.